Messenger RNA from Pan troglodytes (chimpanzee), 526 nucleotides. RefSeq names its product small ribosomal subunit protein uS13-like. The coding region runs from base 36 to 494 and encodes 152 amino acids. Gene Ontology annotation, cellular component: small ribosomal subunit; cytosol; ribosome. NCBI's taxonomy places the organism in Eukaryota, Metazoa, Chordata, Mammalia, Primates, Hominidae. Gene Ontology annotation, biological process: translation. Gene Ontology annotation, molecular function: structural constituent of ribosome; RNA binding. The transcript has a single exon. The record is from RefSeq and is a predicted model, not a curated record.
CAGGAGGCCUACAUGCCGCCGCUUGUGCUGCCGCCAUGUCUCUAGUGAUCCCUGAAAAGUUCCAGCAUAUUUUGCGAGUACUCAACACCAACAUCGAUGGGCGGUGGAAAAUAGCCUUUGCCAUCACUGCCAUUAAGGGUGUGGGCCGAAGAUAUGCUCAUGUGGUAUUGAGGAAAGCAGACAUUGACCUCACCAAGAGGGCGGGAGAACUCAUUGAGGAUGAGGUGGAACGUGUGGUCACCAUUAUGCAGAAUCCACGCCAGUACAAGAUCCCCGACUGGUUUUUGAACAGACAGAAGGAUGUAAAGGAUGGAAAAUAUAACCAGGUCCUGGCCAACGGUCUGGACAACGAGCUCCGUGAAGACCUGGAGCGACUGAAGAAGAUUCGGGCCCAUAGAGGGCUGAGUCACUUCUGGGGCCUUCGUGUCCGAGGCCGGCACACCAAGACCACUGGCUGCCGUGGCCGCACCGUAAGUGUGUCCAAGAAGAAAUAAGUCUGUAGGCCUUGUUUGUUAAUAAAUAGUUU